Saccharomyces eubayanus is the source of this 1503-nucleotide messenger RNA. RefSeq names its product Aep1p (gene AEP1). The coding region runs from base 1 to 1503 and encodes 500 amino acids. NCBI's taxonomy places the organism in Eukaryota, Fungi, Ascomycota, Saccharomycetes, Saccharomycetales, Saccharomycetaceae. Gene Ontology annotation, biological process: regulation of translation. The transcript has a single exon. The record is from RefSeq and is a predicted model, not a curated record. Gene Ontology annotation, molecular function: translation regulator activity.
AUGUGUGUCAUUAGGAUGCAGUCCCGCAGAUGGUAUCCUGCAUUCAAAAGGAUUCCCCUCUUAGUGGAUAGUCAAAAAAUCAUCAAACAUGAAGUACCUCAUCCAGAUGAAAUACUUCACCCAUUCUACCAGCCAGCUCCAAUAGAACAGUUUAUUGCAUGUGCUACGGAAUACAAUCCAAGCUUACUCGAUGGCAAAAAAGUAGUUCCGUCAAUCAUACAACACCCAAUAAAGCAAAAUAGCGUGUUAGUGGAUAGCAAAUUAGAAUUUACUGAUGUUAGGGGUGUAAAUAAAUGGUUACUAGAUUUCAUUUCGAAGCGACAACAGCAGAAGAUGCUGGUUCAUAAACCUCUGGACAAGGACACCAAAUUUUCUCAACUUCCGUUUUUAUCUUCUUCUGAUAUAUCCAGAAUAUCAAGCCUUGAAGAUACACUAUUAAGCAUUAGAGAUACAGAUGACUUGGAAUCCAGCGUCGAGACCGUAAACAAUGAGUUACAACGUAUCUUUGAGCGUGAAGAUAAGCAGUCUAAGUUGUUUUGUGAAAAUAUACUUGUUCAUUUGAUAAACCACCAUGGGAAUUCCGUUCAGAAGCUUAUAUUGCUAAUGAAUCUCACUCGGGUACAGUUAUUCUCACGUUUGGAUCAACUGAAAGCCUUGGACAUUGUUAUGUAUCAUACACUUUGCAAAAUUAGAACCAUCGGCAAUCUGCCAUAUAACACCUAUUUGAUCACCACGUUGGAAAGUUUAUUAACGUCAAUCAACGAUAGAUUUUUUCCCAGACGUUGUGAAGAUUCAUUACAUCCAAUUGUAAUCGAGCAGCUGUUAUCAUUUUUCAUUGAAUCAAGAAAUUUAAACGAAAGUAAGAUUUUCUUGAGUCAUUUGAUAAAAAAAGGCAUUUUGCCCAACACAGGCGCUAUAAAUGGAUAUCUGAAGAGUGUGGACGAGCAUUUUGGUAGGACUUCCAAUUUUUUGGAUAUAAAAUCCAAGUUCGCGUUUAUAACAGAUCUUGCACCAAUAAUACAAAACCAUGAGGUACUACCGCUAUUUAAAUUCUUGAUACCUAUGUGCAGACAUUUUGAUGAACUGUACUCUCUGUUGAAUACUAUUCGAAAAUCAGACAACUCCAAGCAAAUCAUGGACAGCAUACUAUCCAUACUUAUUAAGAAGGUACCUACAUUUACCAACGACCCAAUGGUUAACUCAGCAAACUUGUGCACGCUUUUGAACUUAGUAAUCCCACUAUAUGAACAGAGCCUAUCCAGUGAAUUUGUGGAAAAAUUCAUACUAGCUUUCGCUCUUCAAGGAAACUGUACUAUGAUGGCCAAUAUGAUAGAUGAAUAUGAGAUCACAUUAACUCACAAACGGCAAAUGCAAAUAAUGAGCGCUCUAGCCAAAAAUGAGAAAAACCACAUUUCGAAGCAUACAGACGCUAUAGGUUAUAGUAAAGAAUUCAAGAAGUACUUCUUGGAGAACUAUUUAUCUCUAACAAAACCGAAGAGCUGA